Messenger RNA from Meriones unguiculatus (Mongolian gerbil), 1535 nucleotides. It is a transcript of the gene Tex30, whose product is annotated as testis expressed 30. The transcript has 7 exons. Lineage: Eukaryota; Metazoa; Chordata; Mammalia; Rodentia; Muridae. The record is from RefSeq and is a predicted model, not a curated record. Bases 591 to 1268 code for a protein of 225 amino acids.
GCGGCGAGGCGGUCGCUUCGAGCGUGUUAGUUUGCUCCCUGAAGAGAGUGAGGGCGGUUGGGCGCCGGCGGUCACUCGUGCGUUCGCUGUGGAAGUCAGGUGACGGUGGCGUUUUGAUGGCUUAGUGGGAAGAUACGACCGUAAAACACCACCUCUGGGUGGAAGCAGCCCCUCCCCCCAAACUCCGCUCUACUCCUAACGUUUGGACCUGGUACCGAAUCAGCUGCGUUUGUUUUGUGUGUGUGUGUGUGUGUCAGUCGCCACCUUGCCUCUAACCCGGUUGUUGAAGUUUUCUCCAUUUGCUGUGGAAGACGUUGAGGCAGAGCCAGGCUUCAGCCCUCCCUUAUCUAAAAAAAAAAAAAAAAAAAAAAAAAAAAAAAAAAGCUAGAGAUAAAAUCGACACUAUCCGUUGCUUUGAGCUAUUACCCUGUUAUCCUGUGGGACGACGUUUUCAGGGUCACUGAAGCAGCGUAGAACAAAUUCGGCGUGGAGUCUGGAAAGCAAAGUUUUUCUUAAAAAUAAAACCCCAAGGGAGAUGCCCUUUGUUUCUUGGAUGUAAUGUGCUUUAUGUUUACUAUUCAGCAGUGAAAAUGAGUCAUACAGAGGUUAAAUUAAAAAUACCUUUUGGAAAUAAAUUACUGGAUGCCGUUUGUUUGGUACCUAACAAGAACAUAGCAUAUGGAAUAAUUCUUACACAUGGAGCAUCAGGAGAUAUGAAUCUUCCUCAUUUGAUGUCACUAGCAUCCCAUCUUGCAUCUCAUGGAUUUUUUUGCCUGAGAUUUACUUGCAAAGGCCUUAACAUUGUACACAGAAUUAAGGCAUAUAAAGCAGUUUUGAAUUACCUAAAGACCUCAGGAGAAUACAAACUUGCUGGUGUUUUUCUCGGAGGUCGUUCGAUGGGUUCAAGAGCAGCUGCUUCUGUAAUGUGUCAUGCUGAGCCAGAUGACGCUGAUGAUUUUGUUCGAGGUCUGAUUUGUAUUUCUUACCCACUGCACCAUCCAAAGCAGCAGCAUAAACUCAGAGAUGAAGAUCUCUUUCGUAUAAAGGAUCCUGUACUGUUUGUGUCAGGCUCAGCAGAUGAAAUGUGUGAAAAGAACUUGUUGGAGAAAGUAGCACAGAAAAUGCAAGCUCCCAGUAAAAUCCAUUGGAUUGAGAAGGCAAAUCAUUCCAUGGCAGUGAAAGGGCGAUCAACAAAUGAUGUUUUCAAAGAAAUAAAUACACAGAUCUUAUUUUGGAUCCAAGAAAUCACUGAAAUGGACAAAAAAUAAUUGUCAGUAAAAGCCAGGUUAUUUUGAAUAAAAAUACGGUUAAUUUGUUAAAGUAUACCUCUCAGCAUUGUGAGAUAUAUUUCAGACUAAUGUUCUUUAAUGUUGCCCUAUUUUUGAAACAUUGUAUUGUGAAAAUAUACUUUACAAGAUGUCUUUUGAAAGCACUGUUAUAGUUAUAUGAAGAUAAUGUACAAAUAUUGAAGGUUGUCUAUAAUUUAUUUUCAUUAGUUAAGUUUUGAAAAAUUAAACAUUUGCAUUUUGUUACAA